Choloepus didactylus (southern two-toed sloth) is the source of this 939-nucleotide messenger RNA. RefSeq names its product olfactory receptor 51B2-like. Gene Ontology annotation, cellular component: membrane. Gene Ontology annotation, biological process: G protein-coupled receptor signaling pathway. Gene Ontology annotation, molecular function: G protein-coupled receptor activity; olfactory receptor activity. The transcript has a single exon. The record is from RefSeq and is a predicted model, not a curated record. NCBI's taxonomy places the organism in Eukaryota, Metazoa, Chordata, Mammalia, Pilosa, Megalonychidae. The coding region runs from base 1 to 939 and encodes 312 amino acids.
AUGUGGUCCAAUGUGAGUGCUGCCCCCUUUCUGCUGACCGGCUUCCCAGGUCUGGAGGCAGCUCAUCAUUGGAUCUCCAUCCCCUUCUUUGCAGUCUACAUCUCUGUACUUCUUGGCAAUGGCACUCUUCUCUAUCUCAUCAAGGAUAACCACACUCUCCAUGAACCCAUGUAUUAUUUCCUGGCCAUGCUUGCAGGCACAGAUCUCAUGGUGACCCUGACCACGAUGCCUACUGUAAUGGGUGUCUUAUGGUUGAAUCACAGGGAAAUAAACCAUGGGGCCUGCUUCAUGCAGGCAUACUUCAUCCACUCCCUUUCCAUUGUAGAAUCAGGUAUUUUGCUUGCCAUGGCCUAUGACCGUUUCAUUGCCAUCCGCAAUCCCUUGAGAUAUACUUCCAUUCUCACCAAUGCUCGAGUGGCAACCUUAGGGGUGGGGGCAUUUAUGAGGGGUUUUAUAUCUAUCAUGCCUGUAAUCUUGGGUCUUUUUUCAUUUCCGUAUUGCCACUCUCAUAUUCUCUCCCAUGCUUUCUGCCUUCACCAAGAAGUCAUGAAACUGGCUUGCGCAGAUAUAACUUUCAAUAGACUUUACCCUGUAGUUCUGGUUUCUUUAACUGUUUUUCUAGACUCUUUGAUCAUCCUUUUCUCCUAUAUCUUAAUUCUUCAAACUGUCAUGGGUAUCACCUCUGGUGAAGAGAGAGCCAAGGCCCUCAAUACGUGCAUCUCCCAUAUCGGUUGUGUCCUCAUCUUCUAUGUCACUGUGAUUGGUCUGUCCUUCAUCCACCGGUUUGGGAGGAAUGUGCCACAGGUGAUCCACAUUAUCAUGAGCUAUGUCUACUUCCUCUUCCCUCCUUUAAUGAAUCCUAUCAUCUAUAGCAUCAAGACCAAACAAAUUCAAUAUGGCUUCUUCCGUCUUUUAUCUCAGUGCAAAUUUGGAAAUUAA